AGUGGUUACAUUUUCCUGUAAUGGCGGAGCAGACCGACAGCGAGGCUAUCGGGUUCAACGACAACAGAAUGGUGCAGCAGGCAGUACGGUUCCGCGGCCCUGCGCCUGCACCUGCGCCUGCCCAGACCCCAGUGUUACGAGGCCCACCACCACUCCUGCGGCCGCCGCCACCUCCUUUUGGGAUGAUGAGGGGACCCCCGCCGCGACCUCCAUUUGCACGUCCACCCUUUGACCCCAACAUGCCGCCCAUUCCACCUCCAGGAGGCAUGCCUCCACCUAUUGGACCCCCCCAUCUACAGAGACCUCCGUUCCUUCCCCCUCCCAUGGGGAACCUGCCUCCUCCUCCAGGAAUGCUGUUUCCUCCUGGGAUGCCUCCCGUUCCUGCAUCUGGAGCCCCUGCACUCAACCCUACAGAGGAGAUCUGGGUAGAGAACAAGACACCCGAGGGAAAGGCAUAUUACUACAACGCCAGGACCAGAGAGUCAUCGUGGAGUAAACCGGAUGGUGUGAAGAUCAUCCAGCAGUCUGAACUCAACCCUCUUCUUGUAGCGGGGUCGGGUCCAAGUGCUGGGGUGACUGCAGCUGCCAGCUCGAGCAGUGUCAACACUACAGCCAGCACAACAUCCGCAGCCUCCUUUACUCAGGCCCCGUCCACAGCUCCCUCCCGCACACUCGCCUCCAGUCCAGACUCCACCAGCCCCUCCCCCUCUGUGACCAUCGCAGCCACUGUUGCAGCCGACCUGUCCCCUGUUGCCACAGUGUCCUCAACGGUUGCUGUAUCUCCAGUCACUGUGGUAACUGUGUCCACGGUGCCCUCCCCGGUUACGGCGGUGCAGACCAUGCCGCUGCAGACCAUGCCGCUGCAGACCAUGCCGAUGCAGACCAUGUCGCUGCAGACCAUGCCGCUGCAGACCAUGCCGCUGCAGACCAUGCCGAUGCAGACCAUGCCGCUGCAGACCAUGCCGCUGCUUCCUGCAGGCCUGCCUCACGGUGUGGGCCAGCCCACUGUGAACAUGCCCUCCUUCCCCCCUGUCAUGGUGCCUCCUUUCAGGGUGCCCUUGCCGGGCAUGCACAUCCCUCUGCCAGGUGUAGCAAUGAUGCAGAUAGUAGGUGCCCCCUGUGUAAAGGCCGGCCCCAACGGCAUGCUUCCCGGCAUGGGCCCGCCUUUAGUUUCCAUGAUGCACCCACAGCUGGCUCUCUCGGCAGCUUCCGCCUCCAUGGCCGGCGCGUUGCAUCUCCCUGAGUGGUCAGAGUACAAAACAGCUGAUGGGAAGAUGUACUACUACAACAACCGAACACUGGAGUCCACCUGGGAGAAACCACUGGCCCUGGUGGAAAAAGAGAAAGAAGCAGAACGGCUCAAGGAGCGUCUGGCCCAGGAGGAAGCUGAGGCGAUGGAGAUGGAGAUGGAGGAGGAAAACAAAGCAGAAAACACUAACAAUGUGAAAGAGGAGCCUAAAGAAGAAGAGAUGACGGAGGAGGAAAAAGCAGCUCAGAAAGCAAGACCAGUAGCCACCAACCCAAUCCCUGGCACGCCAUGGUGUGUGGUGUGGACGGGUGAUGAACGCGUGUUCUUCUACAACCCCACAACACGGCUGUCCAUGUGGGACCGGCCCGAGGAGCUGGUUGGUCGAGCGGACGUCGACAAGCACAUCCAGGAGCCGCCGCACAAGAGAGGCCUGGAGGACGGCAAGAAGACAGGUGUGGACAAACGCUCCUUCACACACAGUGUCAAUAAAGAGGAGCCAGAAUUAGCCGUUGUUACUGAAGAAAAUCAGGAUGAGGAACCAACCAAAGCUAAAAAGAGGAAGAAGGAGGAGGUGAAGGAGGCGGACUCUGAGAAGGAAGCAGCAAUGGAGGCCGAGCUCCGAGCUGCCAGAGAACGAGCGAUAGUGCCGCUCGAGGCCCGGAUGACCCAGUUCAGAGAAAUGCUGCUGGAGAGAGGGGUGUCUGCAUUCUCGACUUGGGACAAAGAGCUUCAUAAGAUUGUGUUUGACCCACGUUACCUUCUGCUCAACCCAAAAGAGAGGAAACAGGUGUUCGAUCAGUAUGUGAAGACACGAGCAGAAGAGGAGAGGAAGGAGAAGAAGAACAAGCUGAUGCAGGCCAAAGACGAGUUCAGGAGGAUGAUGGAGGAGGCAAAGUUCACACCAAGAACAACGUUUAGUGAAUUUGCAGUGAAGCACGGACGAGACCCGCGAUUUAAGACCAUAGAGAAGAUGAAGGACCGGGAGGCCAUCUUCAUGGAAUUCAUCACCGCUAUAAGGAAGAGAGAGAAAGAGGACUCCAAGUCCAGAGGAGAGAAGGUUAAGCUAGACUUCUAUGAUCUCCUAAGUGAGCAGCACAUCGAGGUCGGCCAUCGGUGGAGCAAAGUCAAGGAGAGGCUAGAGACCGACCCACGAUACAAGGCUGUGGAGAGCUCCGCACUCAGAGAAGAACUUUUCAAACAGUACAUGGAGAAACAAGCCAAGAGCGUGGACCUCGACAAGGAGCGAGAGCUGGAGCGGCAGGCUCGUAUCGAGGUUAGUCUCCGAGAGAGGGAGCGGGAGGUGCAGAAGGCUCGAUCAGAGCAGACCAAAGAGAUCGACCGAGAGAGAGAGCAGCACAAAAGGGAGGAGGCCAUCCAGCAUUUCAAAGCGCUCAUGUCUGAUAUGGUACGGUCUUCAGACGCGACAUGGUCAGACACUCGUCGUAACCUUCGAAAAGACCAUCGCUGGGAGUCGGCGUCACUGCUAGAGAGAGAGGAGAAGGAGAAGCUGUUUAACGAACACGUAGAAGCACUGGCCAAGAAGAAGAAAGAACAUUUCAGGCAGCUACUCGAUGAGACCAGCAUGCAUGGCAAGAAGGAACAAAACACUCUGCAGCAGUUGAUGAUCACUCUGACAACCACGUGGAAGGAGGUGAAGAAGGUUAUCAAGGAGGACCCUCGCUGUAUUAAGUUCUCCUCCAGCGACAGAAAGAGACAACGGGAGUUUGAAGAUUACAUCAAAGACAAGUACAUCACAGCCAAAGCUGAUUUCAGAACCCUGCUGAAGGAGACAAAGUUCAUCACAUACAGGUCGAGAAAGCUGAUCCAGGAGUCUGAGCAGCACCUGAAGGAUGUGGAGAAGAUCCUUCAGAACGACAAGCGGUACCUCGUUCUGGAGUGUGUCCCCGAGGAGCGCAGGAAGCUCAUCAUGUUCUACAUUGAAGAUCUAGACCGCCGUGGUCCUCCUCCUCCCCCCACUGCCUCAGAGCCCACCCGACGCUCUACCAAGUGACCAAUACAUCAUCUUCCCGGCCGGUGCCCUACUCCUCCUUGCCCUCCCUUUGGCCAGAGCAUGAUCUCCCCCCAAACUCACCUUCAGCCCCGCCUUUCAGGCCCACUGCUGGUCUCGCAGUAUUAUUGCUGGGGCUCCAGUUGCUUAGAGAUGUACCAUAGAGAUGAACGGUUAUGUCGCCUCUUAGCCCUGAAAUAGCCCUUCAUUUAAGGCAACAGCAGGGAGCAGAGGUUACCUGAGCCCUCACCUCUGACCGGCCACAUUAGAGGGAGAGGGAUUGUGAUGAGGCUGCUGCCCGAGCAGCAAUAGAGGUGUAAGAUAGCUGAUGUAAAUGACGAGGAGCGUGUGUGAGAAAACGUGUCGGUGUGCGCGACUGCGUUUGUGUAUGGAGUGUGUGUAUGUGUGUGUGUGUGUGUGUGUGCGUGCGUGCGUCUGAGGCGUCCUUAAGCCUUACUGCUCCACUUUGCCAGUCAUUGUUUCAGCGGCUCAGUGUGAAUGUUAGUUUCUGCUCAGUGGUUUACUCUGAUGUUGCAGCAGUUUCUCUGUUGAAUGAAAUAAAGGCAACUUCCACUGUUUUUCAA
Molecule: messenger RNA, 3841 nt
Organism: Anarrhichthys ocellatus (wolf-eel)
Lineage: Eukaryota; Metazoa; Chordata; Actinopteri; Perciformes; Anarhichadidae
Product: transcription elongation regulator 1
Exons: 22
Coding region: 21-3260 (1079 amino acids)
Cellular component (GO): nucleus
Molecular function (GO): RNA polymerase binding; transcription coregulator activity
Source: RefSeq, a predicted model, not a curated record